Molecule: messenger RNA, 357 nt
Organism: Asparagus officinalis (garden asparagus)
Lineage: Eukaryota; Viridiplantae; Streptophyta; Magnoliopsida; Asparagales; Asparagaceae
Exons: 2
Coding region: 2-325 (107 amino acids)
Source: RefSeq, a predicted model, not a curated record
UAUGGAGGUCAACAGCGACUUUGAGGAACACGCAGCAGAUGUAGGUUCCAAGGAGGAAGAGGAGAGAGGUGGCCUCAUCACCCGUACUCAAUCUCGGGCCAUAGCUCAGGUAGGAUUGCAAAUUGAGCUGCAUGCCAUAUCAACACAAGAUAGACUUGUAGAUCUCCAAGAGACCCGACCCACAAAACGGCUGAAGUUGACCAUCAAGCGCCACGCUAAACCUCAGGCUUCUCAAACGGAGGCGGCCGGCGAUGCACCCAUUGGUGGGGAAGGUAAUGUUCCAACUCUUGUCAUCUUUUCAAUAUUUUCUUCUACCAAGCUUUAGACUUAGCAGAUUUUCUUUUCUAGAGGGUCAUG